Molecule: messenger RNA, 1241 nt
Organism: Triticum aestivum (bread wheat)
Lineage: Eukaryota; Viridiplantae; Streptophyta; Magnoliopsida; Poales; Poaceae
Exons: 3
Coding region: 65-703 (212 amino acids)
Cellular component (GO): mitochondrial matrix
Source: RefSeq, a predicted model, not a curated record
GAACCGCUACAACCGCACCAGGCUCGAGUCGUGACCGAUCCGCAUCUCUCUCAAGCCCGGUGCCAUGUUCCUGCGGCGCCUGAGCACGUCCGCCUCCGGCGUCCUCCGGCGGCGCCGCCGCGGCGCCAAGGACGACGGCGUCCUAGCCGCCCUGCGUGCGGAGAUCGCCCACGAGCUCUCCUCGCCCCCCUCCUCCUCCCCCUCUUCCCUCCAUUCUCAGGAGGCUCUCGGCUUUGCCACCGUGUCGGACGCGCCGCGUGCGCAGGACGUGCUUCUGCGCCGCCGCGGAGACGCCGAGGAGGUCCACGUGUCGGCGCUGCUCGCCCCACUGCGCUUCGAAGGCGAGGAACCGCUGCCCAGGGACGCGCUCAUGAAGGUGUUCGUCAGCAAGCCAGGAGUGGAACCGCUGCUGCGCUUCGAUUGCCGCGCGGUUGCCGCCGCCGGCGGGGCUGCUGCUGGCUAUGAUAUAACUGCCCUUUCGUAUCACGCGUUCCCUGGCGAUGGUGGAGACAGCAAGUAUGAAGGGCCAGACUUCGGGGAUUUGGAUCCUAAGCUACAGACUGCACUGAAAGAAUAUCUCCUGGCAAGAGGCGUUACCCCUGAACUAGCGACCUCACUUCGUGAACACUUGCUUCAGAAGGAGCAGGUCCAGUACGUGAGCUGGCUGAAAACAUUGGAAGGGAUGUUCACCAAAGAUCAUUGACCUGAUCGUUGUCGGAAAAGAUGAAGAAUAGAACGAUUGUUGACCUAUUAGUCCUCGUCUGUUCAACUUUGCUCGUCAGUUGUUAGUCUGUUCCGGAUGAGUCGAAUGCUUAAUGUUCUUUUGGCUGUGACAAUGCGGGAUACAAGGUGAGUGCUGUAUCUCGGUUAAGUUUGUGUCCUGUCCAGUUACAGUAAUGGCGUUCUUGUUGAGUUCGAUGAACUGACAAGUGUUAUCACCAGCGGCCUGUCUUGUUGCUGAUUGGUGAUGCUGGAUUUGGGGUUUUGGACCAUGAGAUGAAGGCCUCAAGGUGAUGGUGGAUUUGUGCUUUUCGGUCGGACAAGAUCAACAUUCCAGUAAAAUACCCCAUUUAGCUUCUUUUUUUAACAAAAUAAAUAGGAGGAGAUUUUUCAAUCUUGUAAUUGAGCUGGCUCUCAACUCGUCAAGAUGUGUUAAAAAAAACUUGUCAAGAAAUAUUUUUCUCUGCCGGCCAAUAUGUGAUAUCGCGAUGGAAGAUACUGGUUAAGAGUUGCAUGCUUCA